Molecule: messenger RNA, 739 nt
Organism: Guyanagaster necrorhizus
Lineage: Eukaryota; Fungi; Basidiomycota; Agaricomycetes; Agaricales; Physalacriaceae
Exons: 6
Coding region: 1-666 (221 amino acids)
Cellular component (GO): cytoplasm; peroxisomal membrane
Source: RefSeq, a predicted model, not a curated record
AUGAGCGCGCCUGUCACUGCCAGCAGAGGGCCUCACCCCCUCCUUGUCAAGUACCUCAGCGAGCUUGUGACCCAUCCUCUGCGUACAAAGGCAAUAACCUCUGCAACUCUCUGUCUUCUGCAAGAGGUUCUCGGCAGCAACUUUGCUGGAGUACCACCUAGAGUACCGCGAAAUGCGCCCUUUUUCUUGCGCAUUCUGGCCUUGUAUCAUCUUGAUGCAAAGGCACUGAAGAUGGCGCUCUAUGGCUUCUUGGUGUCUGCGCCAAUGAGCCAUGUCCUUGUCGGCGCUAUCCAAAAGGCAUUUUCAGGGAAGACUGGGACGUCUGCACGAAUUCAACAGAUAAUCGCCAACAACCUUCUGGUAGCGCCCAUUCAAGCAACAAUUUACCUCUCCUCUAUUGCCAUUAUAAAUGGAACCAAGACGCUGGAUGGCAUAAUUAAAACCUGGAAAGCUGGUUUCCUGCCCGUUCUACGCAUUACAUGGAUUGUCUCGCCCUUGUCAAUGCUCGUAGCUCAAAAAUACGUUCCCCAGCACCUCUGGGUGCCAUUUUUCAAUUUGGUCCAAUUUGUGCUCGGUACCGUAUUUAACACGAGGGUCAAGAAACAGCGGCUGGCAGCCAGCAAGAAAGCCAAGGCUUCGGAGGACGAAAAUAAUGACUCCAAGUAGCUAUGCGAUUAUAUAGUUGUAAUACAACAAAGGAUUACAAACCCCGAAUAUCGCGUACAAUAAUGUGAGAACG